Messenger RNA from Sus scrofa (pig), 3104 nucleotides. RefSeq names its product tetraspanin 14 (gene TSPAN14). The record is from RefSeq and is a predicted model, not a curated record. Gene Ontology annotation, cellular component: plasma membrane. NCBI's taxonomy places the organism in Eukaryota, Metazoa, Chordata, Mammalia, Artiodactyla, Suidae.
GCCUUUCCCUGUGGCCUGGGCAGUCUGUGAACUUGAGUUCAUUAGGAGAUUUUUGUUGGGGGGUGGCAGGGGGGAAGCUCUGCUAGGUAGAGAGCCCUCCAUUCCGGAACCACUUCCUGCCCCCCAAGUGGUUCUGCCCAGUGCUGGUUCUAAUAGGCAUUGUGUCAUACCUCCCAGAAGCCUGAGAGAGACUGCGAUGGUUUAUUGUUCCUUAGGGGGGAAAUCACUUGGAGGAAAUACAUCAGCGCUUCAGAGUGCAGAGUAUUUCUCUAUGUGUGAGUUAGAGUAGGCUUUUGAACAACAUGUAUGUGUAUCCCUGUAGGAAGGAAUAAAUGUACAAACCCUCCUCACAGCUCCAUUCUGCAGCUUUCAUUUCCUGAAAGGUACAGGGCGCUUAAUGGUUAAGGGAUUGGAGUUUAGAGCUGGGAUUUUGAAGAAACUGUUUUUAGCCUGUCCUUGGAGUUGGGCCAGGCCUAGAAAUCUGUUGAAAUAGCUUUCUUCAGCUGCUAAAAUUGGGAUGGGCUCAUAACACUAGGACCCUGAGUCUCACUGAUGACUGGCCCUGGGAAGGAUCCCUGCUAAGGCCUGGGAUGCCUGCAGCUCAGCGACCUCCUCCCUUGCCCCGCCCACCACAAAACCUGGGACAGAGUGGACCUCCCUGUGGAAUAACUCUGGAUUUCCCCUCUGCCUUGAUCAGAAUCUGCUCUUGGUCUUCCUAGGAAAACUUCCUAUUUGGGGACUUGGGGAGGAGUUGUGAGCAGGGAGCCCUCUGAAUUGAUCCUGCUUCUCAGAAGAUGCACUAUUAUAGAUACUCUAACGCCGAGGUCAGCUGCUGGUACAAGUACCUCCUUUUCAGCUACAACAUCGUCUUCUGGUUGGCUGGAGUUGUCUUCCUCGGAGUUGGACUAUGGGCAUGGAGCGAAAAGGGGGUGCUGUCCGACCUCACCAAAGUGACCCGGAUGCAUGGGAUUGACCCUGUGGUGCUGGUCCUGAUGGUGGGCGUGGUGAUGUUCACACUGGGCUUUGCUGGCUGCGUGGGGGCCCUUCGGGAGAACAUCUGCCUGCUCAACUUUUUCUGCAGUGCCAUUGUGCUCAUCUUCUUUCUGGAGCUGGCUGUGGCCGUGCUGGCCUUCCUCUUCCAGGACUGGGUAAGGGACCGGUUCCGGGAAUUCUUCGAGAGCAACAUCCGAUCCUACCGGGAUGACAUAGACCUGCAGAACCUCAUCGACUCCCUUCAGAAAGCUAACCAGUGCUGCGGGGCAUACGGCCCUGAAGACUGGGACCUCAAUGUCUAUUUCAACUGCAGUGGUGCCAGCUACAGCCGCGAGAAGUGUGGGGUGCCUUUCUCCUGCUGCGUGCCAGACCCCGCGCAAAAAGUUGUGAACACACAGUGUGGCUAUGAUGUCAGGACUCAGCUGAAGAGCAAAUGGGACGAGUCCAUCUUCACAAAAGGCUGCAUCCAGGCGCUGGAGGGCUGGCUCCCCCGGAACAUCUACAUUGUGGCCGGUGUCUUCAUCGCCAUCUCACUGCUGCAGAUAUUUGGCAUCUUCCUGGCGAGAACCCUGAUCUCUGACAUUGAAGCGGUGAAGGCAGGUCACCACUUCUGAGGAGCCAGAGGUGGACGAGCAGAGCUGAGCCACGCGUGGAGGCCGCAGCCCUUCACUGCCAUCAACUUUAUGUCCAGAGGGAAACGGACGCACCCAGCACCCCAUCUUCAGCACCCACUUGAUGUGACCUCUCUGUUUUCUGCUUGCCGGCGCUGAAGACCAAGGGACCCCCUGCACAGAUUUGUGGCCAAGACCCCCGCAGGGGUCUGCCUGGAGUCAGAGGACAUGUCUUUCAGUGGGGGAGGUGACCUGAGGGACAGAUGGCUCUGGUGGUUGCAUCCUGGCCUCCUCACCACUCAUGUGUCAUUGGUGCUGGCCUGGAAGCCAGCUGCACCUUAUGUGGACCUCUGAGUACCAGCAGGGCCCGCAGUGUCUGCACAAGUCGGAGUGUUGGCAGGAUCCUCAGCCAUGUCCAAGUGAAAUAAGCCUGAGCCAGUGCGUGGGCUGGUGCCGCAGGAGUGCCUUGUCCACCACCCUCCCAGCCCCCAGGGUCAGGAACUGCCUCCAGCCUCAAUAGCAUUAUGCCCUGAUGGCAGGAGGGGGCAGUGGGCACGGCUCUCCUCUGAGAGUCAGCUCUUCUUUUCCUAAAGUGUGUAAAUAGUUUAUUUAUAGAGUAAGAAUGUUCCCACACCACGUCUUCAUUUCCUCUGGCAUUCUUCUCUCAACAGCCUUACAUGGUGUCUGGGACUGAAAUCACCCCUUUCAGUUCCCUUGAGUGUUUCAUGAAUCAACCCCACCAGCUUCUCCUUUUCAUGCCUAGUCACCCAGCUGCACAUCUGCGCACCCCCAGCCCACAUACCCCCCACGCCCCCCCUCACUUGGCCUCACUGUCUCUGGUCUUGGUGCUACUGAAACUGUUACCCGGAACUUGAACCCUGGCCCUCCCCACUGCAGAGCCAGGGAGCCCCCCAGAGACGGCCAGCCGGAAACCUUUGGCCAGGGCUCCUCUCCAGGCCAUGUGCUAAGGGCCGGCUGGCCAGCUUGGCAUUCGCCUCUCCCUCGGGCCAAGGCCGCUGGGCCGAGUCAUAGACCCCAGCCUGCAGCUGUGCAGAGGCUGGACAUUUCGUUGCUGAUUUUUGUGGUGACCCUCCACCCUCUGAUGGGGUAUCUUGGUCACCGUGUCCACCCUUCCAGUCAGGGCUAUUGGGGGCUUGCUCUUGGAAAUGAAGUCUGUCUCGUGUACUGAAUAAGCCCCCUGGGGGUAGCUGGGACAUUUGUGCAUCUUUGGCGGGGCUACACUCUUAAUGCUUCUCUGGGUCCUGUACCAGUCCUGUCCUCGUCGUUCGGGGAUGGAGUGCUCCCUUUACUUCCUUGCCGAAGUGUACAUGCUAGUGUGGUGUAUACUGGUGGGUGUUUGUUGAUGAUGUUGGUUUUGUUUUUUUACAAUUUUCUUUGUAGACUAAGGAAGAAGAAUGCUUGUUUUUUAGGAAGUGUGAUGCUUUUCUUUGACUGCCAAACUCUUUUGUGGAAUAUAUCUUUAUAUUAAUGCUGUUGUUC